This is a messenger RNA of Pocillopora verrucosa, 4555 nucleotides long. NCBI's taxonomy places the organism in Eukaryota, Metazoa, Cnidaria, Anthozoa, Scleractinia, Pocilloporidae. The record is from RefSeq and is a predicted model, not a curated record.
AUGUGUGAUAAAGCUGCAUAUGACAAGCAAAGCAAGUGCUCUUAUCUUCUUAAGAAGUUGCAAAAUUUCUCUCUCCAUGACAAGAUUGUGGAUGAAGGUGACAGUAUUGAGCAGUUGACUCAAAUCAUUGGUGUGGUCAGUGGCUGUGAUGAAGGUCAAGCCUAUUUGAAAGCUGUACAACAACAUGUUGUGCAAGCAGUGAUAGGGCCAUUAGAAGGCUCUGGAGCCCACUUUAUCUUUCUACCUCCUGAAGGUGAUUUGUUUUAUGAAUCAAAUGCUCUCUAUCUCUUAAGUCUCCUGGCUUUUCAAACUGGAGACACUGCUUGUUUGGAGGAAAUUGCAAGCUUCCCUCAAGGUUAUCCUAGAGAUGGUUAUUUGAUGAUCAGUGUUGGAGUGAUGUUAAAUCAGAGAAUGAAGUAUAAGCUUGGCGAAAAAUGUUUUUUAAGUGCAUUGAGUUACUUUGAACAUAAACAGAAUCAUCUGGGCACUGUUGUUGCUACUGUGAAUUUGGCAGCCUUCCAUAAGAUCUGUGGAGACUAUCAGAAAGCUCAGUCUUAUUGUAUUGCUGCAGUUGGGUUGUGCUGGGAUUUUACAAGGACCCCAGCAACUGAUGUUAAUUUGAAAGUAGUAUUCAGACUUGCUAUCUUGUCUCAAGAACUCAUAGACCACAAAAGUUAUCAUGGUAUUCUGAGAGUUGCUGUGAAAUUUGAUAUUGACCAGAUUAGUGAUGCUUUCGUAGUGAAGUACAUGAAGCAGCUGAUGACUUUGCAACUGAAAGAACAUGAAGGUGAACAGAUUAAACAUGACGAAUUGGAAGAAUUUGCCCUGCAACUCAUUGGAGCAGAUGCAUUCCCAAAAACACAGCCACUGAAUGCUGACUUCAUAGUAACUUUUAUGAUGUUGGCAGACAUGUAUUGCUCUAUCAAGUGCUUCAAAGAGGCUAGGCAGUUGAUCCACAAGUUGGAGUCAACAUUCCUGCAUGUCUAUGGUGGAAAUUGCCCACUCUUUGGUUUCUUACAGUACAAAAUUAGUCACUUCAAAUAUAUUUAUGGAGAGGUUAGUGAGGCACAGAAUAGUCUCAUUAAAGCUGAGCAAAUUUUCAUCCACUACUUUGGUAUAGAACAUCACAUGGUUGGAUCAUGCAAGAGUCUACAGGGUGCGUGUGCCUUGCAGAAAGGAAAACAAGAGGAGGCCCAUUAUUGUCUAAAGGAGGCUCGUAAUGUUUUUGAGAGAAUAAAUCACCACCACCCAAAAGUAGGCGAAAUUAUUUUAAAGUUUGCUCAUCAGGAGAGUGAGGAUGGAAAUUUUGAGAAUGCUAAAUUAGCCAUUGAAGAAGCAUUGGAAAUGUUCAUAUUGUCUUGUGGUAAGGUCUCCCUUCAGACAGCCCUUGCCUAUCUUCAAGGUGCAUCUAUUCUGCAAAGGAAAGGAGAAUUCAUGCAGUCAGCUUUGGACAAAGUGAAGAAAACCACUCACAUCUUUAUACUCCAUGGCUUGCGCCAUGAUCAUCCAGAUGUUGCCUUCUGCCGCUGUUUACAAGGCCAGUUAUUGCACUCCCUAGGUCAAGUCAAAGAAGCUGAAGAGGAGUUUCUCUUUGUACAUCAUCAGCUAUCAUCACAGGAUGACUUGUCUAUGAAGACCAAGGUUAUUGCCCCUGAACUUUAUCGAAUGUUCUUUUUGGUAGACGCUGAUGGUCUUGCCCUGAGAGGUUCUCACUGUUCCCACUUUCUUUCUCUUGUCAGUCUGGCUCAUAUGAAAACAGGAGAUGAAAAAAUGGGUCAUAUGAGAGAAAUUUACAGCUGUUUAGAAGAGCUAGACUCCAAGUUCCUGACAGUUUCAGAUUAUUUGGGCAAACAUGUGCACUGUGCAUUGCAGAGAAUUUUGGAGGCUGAUAUCCAGGUUUCUUGGAUUUUGAUUCCUGAUUCUGCUAAACUACUAGAGUUCUUCUCAUCACCAUACAGUGGUAAGGAAGGGAGGCCAUUAAGAGAUUAUGAAGAUGUGUACUUGAUGUCAUCAUGCAGAGACAAUGGAAAGAGGCCACAUUUUCUUCUCUUCUGGAAGACAUCAGAUGUCUUGGAAACAGGAGACUUAGGCUGUGUUACCUCUUCCUUCCGUGAAAGUGUUAAACUACUGUGUCUACAACCCAAGUUUAGAAAAACCUUUCAUGAGAAACAAGAGUUUUUCAUGAAGCUGCCAAUUCAAGAGCAAUCACCUGCUCUACCUUCCCUCUCUUCCCGAAUUGACUCUCUUCCACUUCUAGUCGAGUUAGAGUUAUCAAAAUUGCACAACCAGCGUGAUAGCAUUGUUAGUUCUCCCACUGCAUCUCCUCUUUGGCCUUUGGCACAUGUGUCCUACAUUUCCUAUAGAUUUUCUUCAUCUGAUAAGGCACUGCUUGUUUUUUACAAGUGUAUUUCAAGUUUAGGUAGAACACUUGAAUUGUCUGAGGUGCUCAGCAUUUCAACUCCUAAGGACCCCUUGGUUUUACAGAGGAAUUGUGCAGUCCACUUUACUUUUUUGGACCCCAUCUGUGCCUCCUUGUCUCUUGCUGUUGAGGAAGGAUCUGUUUAUGUAAAGUGUCGAGCUGUAAAAGAAAGUGGGUCAACUUGUAUUUGUUCCUCUGUGAGAAGUGCUUUGAAGAGCAUCACAGAGUCUCUUGAAUCUGAUUUUAGAGGAUCAGUCUUUGAACAAACUCUAUGUUUACCGUGUGUGGAGGAUGGUGGUGGAAAUUGUAAGAAGCCAUCCAAAUGUUAUUGUCACUGUAAGGACUUUCAAGAUGAAUCUUCCUGCAAUUCUGACCAAAAGUUGGCUUUACAUGAACAAACCAAUUGGGAACCAGAAUCUGAUGUGCUUAAGAUAGGAACAUCUGUUGACCUGUCACAGACUGAGGAUACUAAAAGCUCAUCAUUCAUUGUCCACUCUGAAGACAAGAUUGGUACUGAUGUUUGUGUAAACCUUUUGGAGUGUAUUUUGAGAAACAGACAGUUAUAUUUAGAAGUACAACUUUCUGGCAUAAACAAUGGAUUAUAUACUACUGAUGGUACAGAAGAACAUGUUAACUCUCUUUUAACUCCUGUGUCAACAAAUGAAAAACCAGAGUUUAUGCAGAAAGCUUUGCCAUCUGUGGAGAAUGUCCAUGGGGAAACAUAUUCAGGAAAAGAGACAGGUAAUAUCUCAGACACAUCAUCAACUUCACAGGCAAUCUUUGUCAGCAGUCACUACCAUGAGAGUGCAGCAGUGAAGUCAAAUUGUGAGGAGGGUUUAAUUGCAGAGUAUCAUCCUAGCUUAGAAACCAAAGACAAUUUGCCACAAAAUGAAAUUCCUCAAGAGACUUGCAGUGUUCAAAGCAUUGAAGCAUGCUCUAACAAAGAGGAGUCAAGGGAGAAUCGCAGAAUUGAAUUUUUUCAUAGUCCUGAACUUCCAUUGGCCACAGAGAAUGGUAAAGGCACCAUUCCCAAUGGCAACCUGAUCUGUGAAUUGCAAGAUGAAGUCGUGUUCUACCAGGAUCAAUGCUAUGAACUAAGAGAAGAAUUAAUAAAAUUGAAAGAGAAGUUGAAGCUCUGUGAGGAGGAGAAACAAGGUCUUCAAGCUGAAGUAGGAAGACAGUUAUUUUUGGAAAGCAAAGAAAGACGAUGCAGCAAAAAGGUUUAUCAACCCCCCAGUAAACAUGCCAGUGGAAGGAGUAAGCCUGUUGGAGUUAGAGGUGCAUCCCAUGACUUUUCAGGUACGGAUGCUAAGCUGCUUGGUGGUGUAAAUCCUUUAGACAAAGCAGGUUUCUCGAUUCAACAAAGACUUCAGGAGAUCUCACUUUCCCUAUCAGAAUUGGAACUAAGCAGAAUGAAGAAGCUUGUUCAACCCAUAUUGGAUGGCUUUAGACUUGCCAGGAUCAGGGAGUGCUCAGAGUUGUUUGAGGAAUUAGAAAGAAGAGGGGAGUUUUCCUGUUCCUUUGUUAGAGAUCUUCUAGAAAGAAUCCAUCGUUUUGAUCUUGUAGAGAAACUUGUUGAACCUUUUCAUAAUGGUGAAGAAUCAUCUAGAAGGGAAUAUUGUUCACCUCAAGAGAGCAAACAACUGGAUGACAUGUCUGAAAGUGUUUCUGGUGUCAAUAGUAAACAAUGUGAUGAAGUGGAAGAAGGGAAAGAAAUAUUUGACAACACUGAAGUUGAUGAAGAGCACAAAGUUUGCAACAAUUCCAACAUAAACUCAUUUAACAGUGAUAGUGAGGGAGCUGCUCUCACUUUUCAUACAGAGAAUGCAAGUGGCUCAAAUUUUUUCGGUGAUGUGGAUCUGUCAGAAGAGAGAUACGAUUCAGCCUCAAGCUUGUCUCAGUCAUUUGAUGUGCCAAGUAUUGGAUUGGAAUCUCGAGAGAGGUCUUGGUCACCUUCAUUUACAAGUGAACAAUUUGACCUUGAAAAGCUGAAAGGAGCAUGUGCUGCUAAUGGCAAAAGGGACAAAGAAGUUACACAUGAUUUUUCUUUUCCUGAUGGUGCAGAGACACAGUUUUAUUCUCAUCAUCACUUAAAUGACAAUGUAGAUGGUGCAGUUAAUUUACCAGAUAGAGCCC